AUGCCCUCUAAACUCAACGCUUACUUGCUCUCUGCAGUGAUGCUGGCAGCUCUGCUCCAGCUCGCUCCCGGAGCUCCAGUUGUAGACAUGCCCGCCGACAGCCUGGCAGGUGACACCUCAGGUGAGGAGGAGCCGAAACUGUCUGACCUACUCAGGGACUUGAUGCUUGACAAAACCAAACGCCACAAGGGGGAGUUUGAAGAUGAAUUCAAAGACGUGCAAUAUCUCAUUCUGGACAACUACAAAACCUCCUCACUUCCAAAAAACUGCUCUAAUUCCAGCAUCAGUGAGGAGGUCUUUCUCCACAGUUUGGCCCACGACUUGCUUAUUUACACUGUUAUUCUCAAGUUUGUGGAGAAGGAGUACCCCAACAGCCGGAUCCCCAAAGAGGCCAGAGUUAAUGGUGGUAAUUUGAUUAGCCUGAUCAAAGGAAAGAUGAGGAACCCUGAACAGGUCACGGCACUCACUAGCAGCCAGGAGGAGGUGCUGCUGAAGGACCUCGACAACCCUGACAUUUUCCACAGAAAGAUGACUGCACACAGCAUCCUGCGCCAGCUCCACUACUUCCUUGUCGACUGCAAAAUAGAAAUAAACAAAAGGAACCCGUCAUCUGACACUUUCUAA
Micropterus dolomieu (smallmouth bass) is the source of this 624-nucleotide messenger RNA. RefSeq names its product interleukin-6-like. Gene Ontology annotation, cellular component: extracellular region. Lineage: Eukaryota; Metazoa; Chordata; Actinopteri; Centrarchiformes; Centrarchidae. The transcript is spliced from 5 exons. Gene Ontology annotation, molecular function: cytokine activity; interleukin-6 receptor binding. Gene Ontology annotation, biological process: neutrophil differentiation; immune response; myeloid cell development. The record is from RefSeq and is a predicted model, not a curated record. Bases 1 to 624 code for a protein of 207 amino acids.